Wallemia mellicola CBS 633.66 is the source of this 874-nucleotide messenger RNA. Its product is annotated as Abi-domain-containing protein. Gene Ontology annotation, molecular function: metalloendopeptidase activity. NCBI's taxonomy places the organism in Eukaryota, Fungi, Basidiomycota, Wallemiomycetes, Wallemiales, Wallemiaceae. The transcript is spliced from 6 exons. The coding region runs from base 29 to 826 and encodes 265 amino acids. Gene Ontology annotation, cellular component: endoplasmic reticulum membrane. The record is from RefSeq and is a predicted model, not a curated record. Gene Ontology annotation, biological process: CAAX-box protein processing.
GUCAUUUCACCCACCAGCAAAAAUUAAAAUGACUAUAGGAACUUUCUUAUCAUUAACGUUCUCUAUAAGUUAUGUUUAUGCUGUGUAUUUCACUUCUCUCUCGAGGGGACAGAGAGAUGACCCUGCUGUUAUGAUCUCACGUAUGAAGAACGUUGUUGUAUCAAAUAUAGCUUGUUUGAUAGUUAUUGUUUAUCUAGAAAUGAAGCUACAUAACCACUCUCUAUUUCUGGGAUUGAAGCAGACAGGGUUAUCUAUACCAAAUAUAGACGCUUUAAAACCUAUCAUAUUGGCACCAAUUUUAUAUUUCGGUCAUAUAGUCGCUUCUCUUCUCACAAAAGAGCCACUUUUACCAACUGCAUCGGAAGUCAGAUCACUAACUUUUGUUAGGAAUAUUAUAGUAGCUCCUAUUACUGAAGAAAUCACCUUUCGCGCGUGUAUUAUAUCUGCAUUCAGAUUAGACUCACAUAAAUGGUCGAAUACGUCGAUCAUUCUUUUAACACCUUUGUUCUUUGGAUUGGCACAUGUUCAUCAUGGUCGACAAAGAUAUCUCAGCUCAGAUAGAUCCAGUCAGGCAUUCAUACGUGAAAUGCUUGUAAUUGCAGUACAACUAACAUACACCACACUCUUCGGUUCAUUUGCUGCAUAUGUCUUUUUAAGAACUAAUUCAAUUUGGCCUUGCAUACUGACUCAUAUGCAAUGCAAUUACUUUGGUCUGCCAAACUUCGGUCUCAUAAACGAGGUUCAAGGUGUACAUAGGAAGGUCACAAUUGGUCUAUCCUACACAGCAGGCAUAGCGCUCUUCACAUACUUACUUAGAUCACUCUGAUAGAAACAAUAGACGUGUACUUCCACUCAACUAUUGUAUUAGAUUCAC